GAGGAAGGCUGUGCUUCUCUGGUCUCAGCUCUGAGGUCAAACCCCUCACACCUGAGAGAGCUGGAUCUGAGUAACAAUGACCUGAAGGAUUCAGGAGUGAAGCUUCUCUCUGCUGGACUGGGGAAUCCCCACUGUAAACUGGAGACUCUGAGGCUGUCACGCUGUCUAGUCACAGAGGAAGGCUGUGCGUUUCUGGUCUCAGCUCUGAGGUCCUUCCCCUGUCACCUGAGAGAGCUGGAUCUGAGCUACAAUCACCCAGGAGACUCAGGAGUCAGACUGCUCUCUGCUGGACUGGGGGAUCCACACUGCAGACUGGAGAAACUCAAUGUGGAACAUGGUGGAGAGUACACAAUGAAACCUGGGCAUAGAAAAUAUGCCUGUGAUCUCACACUGGACCUAAACACAGCACACAGACACCUCUCUCUGUCUGAGGAGAACAGAAAGGUGAUAUGUAGGAGAGUGGAGCAGCCGUAUCCUGAUCAUCCAGAGAGAUUUGAGGUCUGGUAUCAGGUGCUGUGUAGAGAGGGUCUGACUGGGCGCUGUUACUGGGAGGUAGAGUGGAGUGGGAAUGGGGCUGAUAUAGGAGUGACAUAUAAAGGAAUCAGCAGGAGAGGAGGGGGUAAUGACUGUGGGAUUGGAUACAAUGAGAAUUCCUGGGGUCUGUUCUGUUCUGACAACAGUUACAGAGCCUUUCACAAUAAUAAGUUCACUACCAUAGACGUCCCCUCCUCCAGCUCCCACAGAGUAGGAGUGUAUCUGGACUGGCCAGCCGGCACUCUGUCCUUCUACAGAGUCUCCUUUGACGCACUGACCCACCUGUACACAUUCUACACCACAUUCACUGAGCCCCUCUAUCCAGGGUUUUAUGUUUGGUUUGACUCCUCAGUGUCCCUGUGUCAGGUGGUCCCUGUGUCAAACACAACAUGAUGUUUCACACUAAUCAUGUGUUUUAUGUUUGAUCAGAAUAUGACAUUUAAAUACAUGGAGUAACACACACACACCAGUUUGGGCCAGUUUAUUCCUGUAAAUAAUAACCAUGGUAACUCUGUGUCUGUCUCUUUCCGUGAUCCUGCGCCCUGUGAGAACGGUUCAGAUGCACCACACACACACUGGACACACACACACACACACACAUACACACACACACACACACUGGACACACA
Coregonus clupeaformis (lake whitefish) is the source of this 1163-nucleotide messenger RNA. Its product is annotated as stonustoxin subunit beta-like. Gene Ontology annotation, molecular function: protein binding. The record is from RefSeq and is a predicted model, not a curated record. The transcript has 4 exons. The annotation marks the transcript as partial. Lineage: Eukaryota; Metazoa; Chordata; Actinopteri; Salmoniformes; Salmonidae.